UGCAAACUGAGCAUUACUUUAAAAUCCUUUGCCUCCAAACGAGUUCCCAAUCACUUCCGGAUGCUUGGAAUAAAGCCAGGCCCAGACCUCGCCCACUCUCCCGUCUUCAUCGUCUCAGAGCGUCAGCAAAACUCCGCCCAAAAUGUCGGAGCCUCGUCCGCUCCAAACCCUUCCACCGGACAACACAUUCCAAUCGCCCCUCCUAAACCCUAACCCUAAUCCUUCUACUUCUCGCUCUCCAGCAUCUCAGCCAUGGCAGAAGGUCGCUCGAGCCUGGCUCUCCACCAUGCCGAAGAACCACAACCCCACGGCCGGCGAGAUCGACUCCUGGAUCGAUUCGAACCAGGGCGGCCUACCGGAGGAUUUCAGAUCACUCCCCCGCCCCGAGCUCCACAGGUGGCUCCUCUCCCUCCACAACCGCGCCCCGAGUCUCCACCAGGUGGAAGCGAGCGGCCGGGUGGAUUUUCCCUACCGAUUCCAGCGCACGGACCUUUGGGCAGCCAGUUUACAAAUGGUUGGAAUCGCUGGAUAAGGAUGUCUUGGUAAGUGGUAAAGAAAUCUCGGAGUGGCUGUCGGCGAACCCAUCGGUCAUGGAAAGGUUGUUCUCGAAGCAUUCUCAGUACCAUAUGAUGCACUACAUUCAGAGAAUGCACUUGAAGCUGCUGAAGAAGAGGGGAAAAUUA
Molecule: messenger RNA, 683 nt
Organism: Phoenix dactylifera (date palm)
Lineage: Eukaryota; Viridiplantae; Streptophyta; Magnoliopsida; Arecales; Arecaceae
Source: RefSeq, a predicted model, not a curated record